Molecule: messenger RNA, 1283 nt
Organism: Hyalella azteca
Lineage: Eukaryota; Metazoa; Arthropoda; Malacostraca; Amphipoda; Hyalellidae
Product: prolyl 4-hydroxylase subunit alpha-1-like
Exons: 8
Coding region: 21-1283 (420 amino acids)
Biological process (GO): peptidyl-proline hydroxylation to 4-hydroxy-L-proline
Cellular component (GO): endoplasmic reticulum
Molecular function (GO): procollagen-proline 4-dioxygenase activity; protein binding
Source: RefSeq, a predicted model, not a curated record
AUCGUCACGAGUAUUUGGCAAUGGGCAAUUACAUGAGGCUUUUCAGUUUUUCUUGCAUGGCACUGGCGAUUUUUGAACAGUGCGCUGCGGGCAUCGGUGAUGUGCACACGUCAGCUUCGUCAGUCGUGCGACUGGCGGAAGUGGAAGACGAGGUCGUUGCUGUCCUUCGUGAGCACCUGCAGCAGCAAGACCGCAGGCUCGACACUGUCAGGAGAUAUGUUGAUGGAUGGAGUAAAGACAGCAGCAGUCAGCUGAGUAAUCCUGUCGCGAGUUACCAUCUGUUGCGACGCCUCACUCUCGACUACAGCGACGUGCUGGAUGCUAUCGACUCAGUCGACCAAAUCAGAGAUGUACGACGUCGCCUGGCGUCAGUGAAGGAGGGCUUGACGCUCCCCAAGGAAGACGACCUGAAUGGGGCGGCGCUGGCACUAGUGCGUCUCCAGGACACCUAUGACCUGCCCUUCGAGGAACUCCUCCAGGGGAGGAUCUUGGAUGCUCCUCAAGCCUCUCAUCUAACUGCUGAGGAUUGCUUGCGCUUCGGGCAGCAAAGUUUCGUCAACUUGGAAUUCGACCUGAGCGAGCGCUGGACGCAGCGCGGCCUGACUCUGCUGCGUGAGAAGCGCGUGCUCUCUGCCGCGGAGAACCGCAAGCUCCACGAGACUGUCCAGGCUAUGAACAAGCGCAGAAAAAUGAGGCAGAUGGUAGAAACACUGGCCAAGGAAGCUUCGGAGCAGGUGCUUGAUGAAUUCUCCGGGAUGGGCAUUCCAGGGAGUUUCCAGAAGACGAUUUAUUCGAUGCGCGACGGCAGCGAACAUGUCGACCAGCUCACAGACAACUACCACCGCCUCUGUCGGGGAGAGAUGCUCCAGUCGUCAGAGGUGCUGUCCUCCCAGCACUGCGGCUACGUCCACGAGGCCGUGCCCUACGGUGCCUUGCUGCGCUUCAAAGCGGAACUCGUGUGGCCGGACCCGGCCAUCCUCCUCUUCAGGGACGUCGUCAGCGACGCAGAAAUCGCUGAAAUUAAACGCUUAGCGGAGCCUGAACUCCAGACCACAGAAGUCCAUUCUUUCGUUACACACAAGAAAAUGAAGUCUCUCGCUAGGAUCGGAAAAACCGCGUGGGUGAGCUCUGGACGCAGCAGGACAGUGGACGCCGUGGUGCGCCGUGUCGCGAGCAUGACGGGCUUGUCCACGACCAAGGCCGAGGACUUGCACGUCCUCAACUACGGCGUGGGAGGCCACUACGACGUCCACGUCGACUUUUUCGACCUCAAUAACCUGUGA